Hypanus sabinus (Atlantic stingray) is the source of this 3466-nucleotide messenger RNA. RefSeq lists its product as uncharacterized. Lineage: Eukaryota; Metazoa; Chordata; Chondrichthyes; Myliobatiformes; Dasyatidae. Bases 31 to 2145 code for a protein of 704 amino acids. The record is from RefSeq and is a predicted model, not a curated record. The transcript has 7 exons.
CUUCGCUGCUCCUCACUCAGACACAGGUGAAUGAGGACUCCCGGCUCGGGGACGAUGGCAGGGAGCCUGGUUCGAAUCGCGGCGCUGCUGAUAACCUGGGGCGUUGCGGCUGCAACCCGCACGGUCUAUUAUUCUUGCGGUGCUGUGGUCAGUUCUGAGCCUGAAGGGAUUAUCCUGUCUCCUGGCUUUCCCAUGAGGUACGCCGCAGGCACGCACUGCGUUUGGCAGUUCUUCAUCCCGCCUGGAGCUCGUCUCGACUUGCAAGUCUUUGACUUUGACGUGUUCGAGGGCCCAGACGAUGAGGGCCGUCAAGCCCCUGAGACAGAGAGUCGGGAGGAAGGAGAUUCCAGUUCAGCUGAGAGUCGAGGUUCAGUGCGGGCCAGAGAGCCCCAGAAGCUGCAUUCACCCAUGAAGGAGACCAGUCCUGGUGGGAGAGUCAAGAUCUUGUUGAACGAGAUAAACGCUUCAGAAUCAAAAGGUUCUAAGGUCGACAACCUGGGCUCCUCUGCAGACAAACAGACACAGAAAGAGUUAGUCAAAGCGUUGUCCCAAAUGAACAAUUCCUCAGUGAGUGACUCCCCACUUGACGCAGAUUCAGCAACGUCCACCCUGAGUGUGGCCCCAGCUGAUGUCCCAGUGUCCAGCACUGAGCAACUGGAACUGGACCGUCUCAGGCUGCCUGAAGGCGAGGAAUCCCCCGGGACAAACGUCCCAGCCUCCGAACCUCCCGAGGUGUGUCCGGACGACGUUCUGUAUAUUUCCGAUCUGAUAACUUUCUCCGUCCGUUUCUGCGGUGACAACUCGCCGGUGAACAAGACGCUGACCUUUGGCUCUCCCCUGGAGAUGGUGGAGGUGGUUGUGGAGCUGAUCACCACCACGGACCGGGGCCGAGGCUUUCUCCUGCUCUACCACUUUGAAAAUGACCUCAGCAAUGACCUCCAGACCCCGGUGAAGGUCAGAGGCCACGACAACCUGAUCCAUUUCCUGGUCAUUGGUGGCAUUGCUUUGCUAUUGGCCGUCCUGCUGACUGCUGUCUGCCGCACCUGGAGGAGAAGGUCUCAUUAUAAAGGAAGGUGUUCCCACUGCUCAAGGAAUCGUGAGGUUGGGAUCCAGAAUACUGCCGCUGAUAUUGGGGAUAUGCAGUUGGUACCCAACGGGAUGCAUCAGGAUGAAAACGAGAACAACAAUCACAGCGUCAGCCUGGGACGACAGGGUAACUCCCUCCAAGCCGAAAUGGAAGUCGCCUCCACCGAGUCGGCAGUGACUGAGUCCGGGAGUGACGAGAUCUUUGUGAUUUCUGCCGGUCCCAGCGUGGGCACUUUGCAUUUCUCUAGUUUUAAGACGAAGGUUUCCAAGAGGAGCCCGUCGAGUUCACCCACUGUCUGUGACUGGCUGCUGCCAGACCUCCCCCCUUCUGAACAGGGAAAUCCAGUGGUGGAUCGAGCAGGGGAUGACAGAGAGGAUUCUCCUUCCAGGCAGCAAACAUGCUACACACACAACCCCAAGGAUGCUGAGAGGCCACUGCCAAGAGAUUGGUAUGGCUGGACUUCAACAGGACCACUUACUAAGCUGGUGGAGAAGUGUACCCCAGGCAACUUACCGAGUGACCAGGCCACUGAGAGACGUCGGAAGGUUAUGUCCGACGUGCAGUUAGAGGCAGACUGGGAACAACUGUGUACAGAUUCGUCGGCAGGUGCUGCUUCAUACCCUCUCACCCGCUCCGCCCAGACCCAGCGCAAGCUCACCUCGGCCACCAAUUUACGGCGGACCUGGUUUGGAAGUCCCUGCUUUGGCACCCGGCUGGGUGCCGCUCGACACGACUCCAGUGGGGCAAGGCAGGUGGUCCCGCGCGGCGUGGGCCCCAGGCCCCCGCAGGAGAGCGCCAAGUCGAACGACCUCUCUAGGGGCUUCCAGAUUGAUGGGGCCAAAAGCAGGCACCAUGCACCUGAAUCUGAGCGGGUAAACCUGAUCAAACCGGCUUUCGUCAUUUCGGAGGCGAGUGAAGAUCGCGAGCCUCUGGUCCGGGCUCUGGACGCAGUCAGCCAAUCUGGCAACAUUGGCCCUUUCGAGGAACUGAAGCCGAACAGAAGCGAUGCGGCUUCGGAGGGCCAGAGGCUGACCCACGCUGUCCCCGGGGCAUCUUAAAUCAACGCAGUGGGUUAACUGCCCCAACGUCGUGCAUCGUUCCAGUGAGGCAGAGUGUCAUCCCUGCACAGUCGCUGCAAACCCCACCACACCGAUAUUGCACUGACCUCGUGGGCAAGUGGCAUUACCUUGCUGCUGACAAAAGGAUUCGUUUUCCUGAGGCAGUGGUGCUGUGGGGAGGGGGCUCCAGCUUUUAUUGGUGGCCAAUUAGCUGGUUGUGUUACAAGGCUGUUUUGAAGCUCAUCAGAACAAAAAGCAACACGUCCCAAGGAUUAAGUGCCUCACAACUAAAGAGACAAAAUCUUCACUUAAUGACUUCAGAGUCCUCUUGAAAAGCAAUACUAUUGUUAAUACUGUGGCUUAAGCUAAAAUGUAUAAAUUCUAUUAGUAAUUGAUCGUGUUAAAUUCACUAAUAUUGGUUCAUUUAAACAGAAACACACCAAGUAGCUCUUUCACUAAACACAAUGAGACUACAAGAUAUAGGAGCAGAAUUAGGCCAUUUGUCCAGUCAAGUCUGCUCCACCAUUUCAUCAUGGCUGAUCCCUUCACCCAUAUCCCUUCAUGCCCUGGCCAAUCCAAGAAUCUAUCAAAUAUACCCAAUGUCUUACCAUUCUCUGGCUAAAGAAAUUCCUCCUCAUCUCUUUUCUAAAACUUUGUCCCUCUAUUUUGAGGCUGUCCUCUGAUCUGAGACCCCUCCCCCACCAUCCUCUCCACAUCUACUCUGUCGAGGCCUUUCAACAGGUGAUUGGUUUCAGUGAGAUCACCCCUCAUUCUUCUAAAUUCCAGUGAGUACAGGCCCAGAGCCAUCAAACGCUCCUCAUAGGAUAAGCCUUUCAACCUCAGAAUCAUUAUUUGUGAACUUUCUUUGAACCCUUUCCAAAUUCAGCCUGUCCUUUCUUAGAUAAGGGGCCCAAAAACUGUUCUCAAUACACCAAGUGAGGCCUCACUGGUGCUUUAUAAAGUCUCAACAUUACAUCCUUGCUUUUAUAUUCUAGUCCUCUUGAAAGUGAGGAGAAAGGUGCAAGUCAAAUGGGUUAAAAUCCACUAUAAUCAAUUACAGUUUUGAAACAGUUGGGGACCAAUAAAAUGGUGGCCAGGAGGCAAAUUGAUGCUUCAUGUGUUUCUUGACAAAGGUUACUGACUGAGGAAGGCUCUGAAAAGUGCUGCAUUGUGAAACAUCGAUGUCCUGUGUUGGCACACACUGCUGUGUCAUCCGGUGUUUACUGGACCAGAUGAAACUGUGAAGGUGAAAAACGCUGCAAUGAUGUAUUCCCACUGAAAUUUCAUUACAGGUCUUUAACUAUUUUAAUGCUUUCUUCCU